Diversispora eburnea is the source of this 793-nucleotide messenger RNA. The record is from the annotation of a GenBank genome assembly. NCBI's taxonomy places the organism in Eukaryota, Fungi, Glomeromycota, Glomeromycetes, Diversisporales, Diversisporaceae.
AUGGCAAAAGAAAAUGCUGAACUUAAAUCUAGAGUUGCGAAAUUAGAACAGAGGCAGUUGCAAAAUGAUGAAAAGAGCAACUUUAUUGCUAAAUCAGAUGAUAAUAUUAGGGAAAUCAAGCAAUCUUCAGUUAAUAUCUCAUCUACCGGAAUGGAAAAUUCUAAUGAUACUCACGCUUCAAAUUCUGAUGAACUCAAUAAUGCUCCAAAUUCUGAUCCUACUUCUCAAGAUCAAGAUCCGAUACAAAAGAAUUAUACACCCCAAAUCAAUCAGAAUGUUUUAGAAGAACCUCAAACACAAAGUACCAUUUCCUCCAAAAUAAAAAUUCCCUAUAAUCAGAAAGUAGAACAAGGUUUAUUACAUGAGUUAUUUGAAUUUAUUAGAGGCACCGAUUCCAUGUCCUUACAAAAUCUAAAGAAAACUCCAUUGAAUUCUAGCUUCAUUAAACAAAUUUCGGACAUUCCUAUUGAUAUAGAUCUAACUCCAGGUUCAAUUAUUUGGCAAGAAUUAGAUGCGAAAAUAUCAUCGUUUAAAUCUCAAAAAUUGAUCGGUGUGAAGAAUUCUUCAUGUGCACAUGGCCAACUGAAAUCUGAUAUAGAAACUAAAGUAUGUGAAGAAACUUUACCAAAAACUGAGGUAUGUAUUACAACCACUCCCUCUAUCUUGUCAUCUCAAAUCUCUAGCCACUCUGUGACUGCCUUCAGCAAUUCAGAAGAUAUAGUAAAUGAGAAUGGCGAAUUUUCAAAAAUCGUAAAUGUAUUUGAUGGCUUUUUAGAUUCUAACUCUGAUAGUA